Messenger RNA from Numida meleagris (helmeted guineafowl), 566 nucleotides. RefSeq names its product ovomucoid-like. The transcript is spliced from 4 exons. The coding region runs from base 1 to 258 and encodes 85 amino acids. The record is from RefSeq and is a predicted model, not a curated record. Gene Ontology annotation, molecular function: serine-type endopeptidase inhibitor activity; protein binding. NCBI's taxonomy places the organism in Eukaryota, Metazoa, Chordata, Aves, Galliformes, Numididae.
AUGAUUGCGAUGAAGGCAACAGGCAUUUUUGUGCUUCUCACCCUGGCGGUUCUUUGCUUAGCAAAUGCUGACAAGGAGAACGAGGUAGACUGCAGUGAAUACACGAGGUUAGAGAGAGGAAGACCUAUCUACUGCGAAAAGCUCUACCAACCUUUUUGCGGCUCUGAUGGGAAAACAUACAACAACAAAUGUUCUUUCUGCAAGGCAGUCCUGAAGAGCAGAGGAGCCUUACACAUGAAGCAAGCAGGCGUAUGCUGAAUUAAUUCCACAUGACGGAGAAGAACGCUGAGAACAGCUUUACACUGCCUUAUCAUGAUCUCCUAAUUUAAUUUCAUUCAUCUUGCCUGUACUAAUAAUAGAGAACAAAGCUCCAAAUACACUUUUCAGCUGUGCUCUGACGUCUGCUGCUUCUCCCUGCUGCGGAGUGCUGAGAUUGGUGCUUCUGUCAUCCCUGCAAAACUUCCUCAGGAUUCCCAUAAGCACUCCUCUUUCUGUAGCACACUGGUUUUCAUGCAAGCUCUGCAUUGUAUAUCUGUCUCCAUAGCGAACAUUCAAAUCUUCUUACA